Messenger RNA from Pelagomonas calceolata, 1920 nucleotides. Lineage: Eukaryota; Pelagophyceae; Pelagomonadales; Pelagomonadaceae. The record is from the annotation of a GenBank genome assembly.
GCCAAAAAAACGCCGUAAGCUGCAGCACGGCGUCUUGGCGCACACGCGAGACUACCCACUGGAUAGCUGCUGCCCGCCUGCUGCGGUACCACUCGCUGUUGGGGCUUCAGAAGGCUGGGAGACACCGCUGCACGCUGGGUGCUCCUCACUGCCGCGUCUGCGCGAGCGCUGAGAGCCAUAAUAAAUGGCGACCUUCGCCGACGACGAAGACAUCGACUUCGAGGAGCUGUGGGGCUCGGGAGGCGGUGGAGUAGACGUAAACGACAAGAUCAUAAGGGUCGAGGGCCGCCAAGCCGACACCACAACCGAAUUCGGCGACGAGGUCUGGCCCGGUGCCGCCGCGCUCGCGCAGGCGUUGGCGCCCAAAGGCGUUUUUGGUGGCGCGGUCCGCGGCAAGCGGGUCCUGGAGCUCGGCGCGGGCGGGGGGCUGCCCGGGCUGGUGUGCGCGGCGGCCGGCGCGGCGCAUGUGGUCCUGAGCGACCUGCCCGAGGCCUUGCCUCGACUGAGACGGGGCAUCCGGCAGAACGACGUCUCCCAAAACUGCGUCGUGAAGGCCCUGGACUGGCGCUCAGGCGUGUGUCAUCCGCUCUUCGCUGAUCAUCAAAUAGAAGGACUCGUAACGGAGUACCUAGGCGCGUGCCUGCCCGGCGUUUCUCGUAGUUGGGACGCGAAGCGCUGGCUCGACGCCAAACCGUUCGAUGUUGUGUUGUGCUGCGACGGCGUGUAUAGGGAAAGCCUCGCGGCGCCCUUACUGACAACUCUGAAACGGUGCUGCACCCCCUCAAAAACAAUCUUCUACGUCGCCAACGACGAGCGGAGCCACCGGCAAAGGCGGUUCGCGGAAGCGCUCCACGCGUGCCAUUUUAACGUGCGCGCCGGCGUCCCCGUAUCGCCAUCGACGCGACGACGUCUCUCAUCGACGGCGUUCUCCUCGACGCCGUUCACGCAGUCGACGACGUCCGCGACGCCACGCGCCCGCAGGUCAAGGAGGUCGCCCUCUCGCGCGAGGCCUGUGAUGCCGGCGUUUUGUGCUUCCGCGGGGGGGCUUUGGAGGGCGACGUCGACGUGACGAGGCCUAGUAGGCUGUUCACGUGGUACGAACCUCGUCUGGAUAUAGUGCAGGAUGCGGCCCACGGUGCCGACGGCGGCUUCGUGAGUGUUGGUUGUGUCGUCCUGGCGGACUGGCUCUCUACAAGCUUUGACUUGAGGGCGUGCCGCGUCUUCGAGCUAGGGUCAGGGACGGGAUUCGUGGGUUUGAUCUGCGGAGCGAGAGGCGCGAAGCACGUCACACUAACGGACGACCGCGUCGCCCUGUCGGCGUGGAACGCGGCGCGCCACCCCCAUCUAAAUGCGACGGUGCGGCGCGUGCGCUGGGGGCACGCGGACGACGUCGACGCGGGCGACCUGGGCCGCGCCUCGCGACUUAGUCAAGAAAUCGAGUUGAUCGUGAGCGCCGAGGCGACGCAGCGCCUGGAUUUACUGGACGAUCUGGCGGGUGAAGUGAAGCGACGGCUGCUCUCGGCGCUGAGUUUUGGACGAGGUGCGCGGGCGUGCCUCGCGUGCGCCCCGUGCACGAAGCCGAAGUUCCGCGCGAAGAAGGGCUGGUGCGCGGAGAUCUCCUGCGCGCGCUGCCGUGUCUUGGAGGAGUGCCAGAGGGUGGGUGUCGUCCUCGUGGAGGAGUCCGUCGCGGGAUUUUGUGCGAAGGACGACCGGCGGUUCUCGGGCUUGGUCGACACGGGCUUCGUGGCGGACUACAACGAGGCCCUGCGCGUGCUCGUGUUGCGGCUCGCCGAGGACGCGCGGGCCGUGGCGAUGGCGCCACCAGUUGUAAAGGAGGCCGCGGCGCCGGCGGCGCGGGCGUCGCGCGGCGAGGCGGCGACCUGGGCGACGGCGGCGCAGCUGGACGCGCUUCGUGUUUAA